This is a messenger RNA of Nymphaea colorata (pocket water lily), 812 nucleotides long. RefSeq lists its product as uncharacterized. The record is from RefSeq and is a predicted model, not a curated record. The transcript is spliced from 5 exons. NCBI's taxonomy places the organism in Eukaryota, Viridiplantae, Streptophyta, Magnoliopsida, Nymphaeales, Nymphaeaceae. The coding region runs from base 130 to 669 and encodes 179 amino acids.
CCCGGCGGACGGAGAGCCAGAGAGAGAGAGAAAGAGAGAGGAGGCGAGGAGUGGGGCAAAAUCCCCAAGCCACCACCACGACGUCACUAUCACCAUCACCAUCGUUCCCGAUCGCCACCGAUAUCCAAAAUGGACGAAGUGAUGACGGCAGCAGACGGAUCGUCGUCCCACCACCACCGGUUGAGCGCCAUCGCCUCGUCCCUCCACCCUCCGACCUCCCUCGCCACCAACCUCCCUCUGUUCUCCGCCUUCCUCGCCUUCGCCGUCGCCCAAUUCCUCAAGGUCUUCACCACCUGGUUUAAAGAGAAGCGUUGGGAUUCUAAGAGGCUGCUCGGCUCAGGUGGAAUGCCAUCGUCGCACUCUGCUACUGUUACUGCUCUUGCUGUAGCGAUUGCCUUUCGAGAUGGAGCUGGAGGGUCAUUAUUUGCCCUUGCAGUUGUUCUUGCUGCUGUUGUAAUGUACGAUGCUUCAGGUGUUAGACUGCAUGCUGGUCGGCAGGCUGAGUUACUUAACCAAAUUGUAUGUGAGUUACCACCAGAGCAUCCUCUAUCGAGUGUGAGGCCCCUACGAGAACCUCUUGGUCACACUCCACUCCAGGUUGCUGCCGGCGCAGUGCUUGGUUUCUUCAUUUCAUUUAUAAUGAGAGAAUCUACUCCUUCUGAGACAUGAUGCCCAACCAAACACUGUUAUGUAUUAAUGAGAAAUUAUUUUGUAACGGGAAAAACUUUUAUUUAUUUGUUUAUUUAUGGACCACUACAAGUAGUGACCAGGUGAUAAGAGGGAAAUGUGAAAGUUGUCAAUUUGAAAGCUUU